Messenger RNA from Fusarium coffeatum, 1206 nucleotides. RefSeq lists its product as uncharacterized. The record is from RefSeq and is a predicted model, not a curated record. Gene Ontology annotation, molecular function: protein binding. The transcript has 2 exons. Lineage: Eukaryota; Fungi; Ascomycota; Sordariomycetes; Hypocreales; Nectriaceae. Bases 1 to 1206 code for a protein of 401 amino acids.
AUGGAUCGAAACGUCACUCCGAAACUGUCAUUGACGAGACUACCACGAGACAUUCUCCUUUGCAUUGUCGAUGCUAUACUCGAGAAGAAUUAUGACCACCCCGUGAAGUGGUCGUGGGACCCCGAUGAAGAGCCCGAGCCUAGAUUCAACCCUCUGCAGACAUUCCGGGAUGCACUCAGCCUUGCUGCGACAUGCAAAACCCUCUAUACCGACCUUACUGGUGGAAUCUAUCGCAAGGACGUGGAACAUAACGGAUUCGCUGCGUUAUUGAGUGACGUUGUGGCUCUGCUGCUGGAGCGUGGCGCCGACAUCGACCGCCGCGUCCGUCUCGAUUCUCGGUCACAACUCGAGAUAAUAUAUUUCAACGAUCCAGAACAGGCGGCUUACUUGUACCCUGCGGGCUUCUGCUGCGAUCUCGUGAGGCGCAACAUCUCCUCAGGCGGAGCAUUUCUGCAGAGUGUCAACAAAGCUGUCGCAAUAUGGACCUUGGAACACGGAGCAAGUCCCCUCUACUUCGCCAUCAAAGGGGGGGAUUUGGGUACGUCGAGAUUACUGAUCGAGAAGGGUGCAAGCCUUGAUACCCACCUAGGCACUCGUGUCCAUGCUCUACAUCAAGCCGUGGCGAAUUGUGAUGUCAAUCUUGUCGAGUUCCUGUUGAGUAUCAACCAAGUUGCCAACAGAAUCAACACCAUACAGGAUGGCCGCCGCGGAUCAGCUCUUCACUGCCUCAACUAUGACGUUGAGGAGGUCCGGCAUGCGAAUUGCCAAAUCAUAAAGUUACUUGUGUCGCAUGGCUGUCGAUUAGAUAUUUUAAACAACUACAACAAUAUGCCCGUCGACGAGGCAGCGAAUGACCUAUGCCGUACAGCGGUUGCAGAGUUGAUCCGACAUGGCUCUCAUCUCCCUCGCUUCCUUACCUCGUAUGGUCGCGUUCCAGAGGAAAUAUCGGUAGCCAUUGGUGAAGUCCUAGCUAGAGGUCUCACCAUCCCUAAACGUAACUGGAACACAAUGAUCAGCAGCGAGAUUCGAGGAGGAUGGUGGAUGUAUCCCCAUUUCUAUAAAUUUGUUCAUCGGACAAACUCCAUUCCCGUACCUUUGAGUGGCUUUACACUCUUCCAAUGGAUACUUUACUGGGAGGCAAGACCUUUCGCGUACACAGUCUUGCCAGGCCAAGAAUCGAUGUUACAGGCUUUAGCGAUCACUUGA